This is a messenger RNA of Octopus bimaculoides (California two-spot octopus), 995 nucleotides long. Its product is annotated as F-actin-capping protein subunit alpha-2. Gene Ontology annotation, molecular function: actin filament binding. Gene Ontology annotation, cellular component: cortical cytoskeleton; F-actin capping protein complex. Lineage: Eukaryota; Metazoa; Mollusca; Cephalopoda; Octopoda; Octopodidae. Gene Ontology annotation, biological process: actin cytoskeleton organization; barbed-end actin filament capping. The record is from RefSeq and is a predicted model, not a curated record.
ACAUUUUUAUUUAUUUAUACUUUUUCCGCCCAGCAUGCAUCAUUCCUUGCUUUGCUAACAUUCGAAAUCAAAAUGGCUGAUUACGAUGAUCAGAUUUCCGACGGCGAAAAGCUGAAGAUAAUAUCAAAUUUCAUCAUACAUGCUCCUCCUGGAGAGUUCAAUGAAGUUUUCAAUGACGUUCGUAUAUUACUGAAUGAGGACCAGUUACUUCGGACAGGAGCUUCUGGGGCGUUUGCUAAAUACAACAAAGACCAGUUCACUCCUUGCCGGAUAGAAGGCAGUGAAGAACAAGUUUUGAUUACUGAAUAUGGUGACUUGGGUGCAGGAAGAUUUUUGGAUCCUCGAACAAAGACCACCUUUAAAUAUGACCAUUUGCGGAAAGAAGCCAGUGACUUCCAACCUGCUGAAAUUGAUAAGGUAGCUGAACCGUGGCGUUCUGCUAUAGAAUCUUCAUUUACUCCCUAUGUACAUAACCACUACAAAUAUGGCGUCACUUCUGUCUAUGGUAGCCACACUGAUGGCAAUAUCACCAUCAUUGCUUGUGUGGAAAGCCAUCAAUUCCAACCCAAGAACUUUUGGAAUGGGCGCUGGCGCUCUCAGUGGACUGUCACCUUUAAUGAGAAUGGCGGUAAAGUUGACUUGAUAGGUCUUCUCAAAGUGCAGGUCCACUAUUAUGAAGAUGGUAAUGUACAGCUUGUUAGCUCCAAAGAUGUUAACUUAACUUUAAAUGUUACCAAAGAAGAAGCAUUGGCCAAGGAAUUUACACAACUGGUUUCAGAGGCAGAGAAUGAGUAUCAAAAAGCCAUAUCUGAAAACUACCAAACUAUGUCUGACACCACCUUUAAAGCUCUCAGACGACAACUUCCUGUGACCCGCAGCAAAAUUGACUGGAACAAACUGAUCAGUUACAAAAUUGGGAGUGAACUGAAGAGCCCUUGAAAGGGUUUUUCUGUUUUAGGUGGUCUUUAUUCUUUUUUUUUUUUUUUUUUUUUUUU